UAUUUGUAUAAAUAGUCGUCGAAGAACUUUGAGUGUAUCAGUUGUUUACUCGCUGAAAACAAUCUAUCUACAAUGAACUCUGCCUGUUUUGUUGCCUUUUUCGCCCUCGUGGCUGUUGCCAAUGCUGGCAACUUGCUUCUUCCAUCCGCAAGGCUUAUCCAAGGAACCACCGUAGUUGCCCACAACGCACCUGUUGUAGCUGCCCCAGCUUUGGCUUAUUCGUCUGUACCUCUGGCUUAUGCAGCUCACUCUUCUCCUGUGGUGUCGGCAUAUUCAUCUCCCUUAGUAUCCGGCCUCCCCGUUGUAUCAGCUCACUCUGGUGCCGUACUAUCCGGAGUUGAAAGUACGGUAGUUGCUGGUCCUUCUGGCACCAUCGUUUCAGGAAGGUCCGUAGGAGCUCCAGUGGUUUCAGCUUGGUAGACUGUGACUAGACCUAAUUCGGCAGAGUGUAGAUUUUCAAAUAUAAAAAAUAUUUCAUUAUA
This is a messenger RNA of Dendroctonus ponderosae (mountain pine beetle), 482 nucleotides long. RefSeq lists its product as uncharacterized. The transcript is spliced from 2 exons. Lineage: Eukaryota; Metazoa; Arthropoda; Insecta; Coleoptera; Curculionidae. The record is from RefSeq and is a predicted model, not a curated record. Bases 73 to 420 code for a protein of 115 amino acids.